This is a messenger RNA of Lotus japonicus, 858 nucleotides long. RefSeq lists its product as uncharacterized. The transcript is spliced from 5 exons. The record is from RefSeq and is a predicted model, not a curated record. The coding region runs from base 39 to 581 and encodes 180 amino acids. NCBI's taxonomy places the organism in Eukaryota, Viridiplantae, Streptophyta, Magnoliopsida, Fabales, Fabaceae.
GGAUACUCGUCGUAGUCGUAGUGCACGCUCACGAAUGAAUGAUGGAGUGGCUUAGACGCAGUCUUUCGAGGAGUCCCAGAAAUGGCGAAACCUCAAAAACCCAAACACAAUCCAACACCAAAGAACAAGAUCAACAACAACAACACAUGUUUGGAAUCACUGAGGAACUCAUCAACCUUGUGAAGUCCUUCACCAUUGACACCUUUAAGAAUUUCCCUCUCCAAGAUGAAGAUCAAGCUACUUAUGGUGAAGAAGCUCAGUCUACUACUUCAACCAAAGUUCGAAAGGAUCUCUCCCAGUGGCAAGAGAGACAUGCAGUCCUUGUACUCUCAAGUGUGAAGGAACUAUCUCAACUGAGAUUUGUACUGUGUCCACGCCAUUUGAAGGAAAAUGAGUUCUGGAGAAUAUACUUUAUACUCACCAGAAGCCAUAUUGCCGAAUAUGAGCUACGCGCCAUCCAACAGGAGAAACUGAAACGGAUGGCAACGGAGGAUGAAAAAUCUUCAAAUAACAGCCUGUACGAAAUUGAAAUGGCAGAAGCAAAGCAUGGGAGCAUAAUUGAGCCGCUACCACCUUCGUAGAAUGAAAGAAUUUACAUUCUUUGGUAGCUUGCAUAGAACAGACAGACAUAGUUGUGGAUCUUUACAUGAUGAUGGCUCUUGGGUAUAGAGGCUAGCUAUUUUUUAUGUUGAGAAGUUUGAGGUGCCAGACAUCAAAUCCAGAUGUCUGGCACGACUGUAACACCGUGGCACAUAGCUCAGUUUGCCUUAUUUUGUAUGACACGAUUCAUUUAUAUAAUUGGCACAAAUGUUAAAUUGACUAAUUAGUUUUGUUUAUCAUAUUUGUCCCUUAUCAUCA